Panthera uncia (snow leopard) is the source of this 735-nucleotide messenger RNA. RefSeq names its product casein beta (gene CSN2). The transcript has 6 exons. NCBI's taxonomy places the organism in Eukaryota, Metazoa, Chordata, Mammalia, Carnivora, Felidae. Gene Ontology annotation, cellular component: extracellular region. The record is from RefSeq and is a predicted model, not a curated record. The coding region runs from base 1 to 735 and encodes 244 amino acids.
AUGAAGGUCCUCAUCCUCGCCUGCCUGGUGGCUCUUGCUCUUGCAAGAGAGAAGGAAGAACUCACUGAAUCCACUGAGACUGUGGAAAGUCUUUCAAGCAGUGAGGAAUCUAUUACACACAUCAACAAGCAGAAACUUGAGAAUCUUAAACGUGAGGAGCAGCAGCAGAGACAGGAGGAACGCCAGAAUAAAAUCCACCCCUUUUUCCAGCCACAGCCUCUAGUCUAUCCUUAUGCUGAGACCAUUCCUUCCCCUGUCCUUCCACAGAACAUCCUUCCCCUUGCUCAGCCUGCUAUGGUGCUGCCUUUCCUUCAGCCUGAAAUAAUGGAAAUCCCCAAAGUUAAGGAGACCAUCUUUCCCAGGCACAAAGUGAUGCCCUUUCUGAAAUCUCCAGUAGUGCCCCUUUUGGACAGCCAAAUCGUGAAUCUCACUGAUCUUGAAAAUCUGCACUUGCCUCUGCCUCUGCCUCUGCCUCUACUCCAGCCCUUGAUGCACCAGAUCCCCCAGGCUCUUCCUCAGACUACCAUGCUUCCUCCUCAGCCACUGCUGUCCAUCCCACAGCCCAAAGUCAUGCCUUUUUCCCAGCAAAUUGUGCCCUAUCUCCAGAGAGACAUGCCCGUGCAAACCCUACUGCUGUACCAGGAUGCCACCCGUGAGGCCCAACCUGUGACUGCCCCAGUUUACAAUCCUAUUAUUGUAAGUCCAAACUUAAUAAUUCUGCUGUCUCACUUAUGA